Fusarium sp. VM40 is the source of this 1770-nucleotide messenger RNA. Lineage: Eukaryota; Fungi; Ascomycota; Sordariomycetes; Hypocreales; Nectriaceae. The record is from the annotation of a GenBank genome assembly.
AUGACGAACUACUUAAACGACCCUGCUCUUUACAUCUAUACCUCUCUCACCGCCGGCUCCUCCCAUAUCGUUACGGCCACCUCACGUCUGGAGACCAUUUUGCGCGCCAACCGGGUUCCAUUUAAAGCUAUCGAUAUUGCCACCGAUACAAAGGCUCGCUUGCUCUGGGGCCGAAGAGCCGGUAAAGAUUCGAAUGGCCGAGCGAGGAAGCUCCCUGCCUUGAUACAGGAGGGUUGGGUUGUGGGAGAUUACGUCGAGGUCGAAGACUGGAACGAAUAUGGCGAACUUAAGGAGCAUGUCAAGAUCCACUUCGAUGAAUUCACGAUCCCCUCCAUCAACGACAAACUCCCUGAGCCUCCACUAAAGCGACCUCUCGACCUCACUGGCGGUCUUGGUGGUCCCUCUUCAGCAAACCCCCCUAAUCCCAUUGCCAAAGCUGUAGCUGCGGCGGCGGCGGCGGCUGCGGCCGCUUCAAAGUCUGCUCCUACCGCUCCUCCACUGCCAGCAGCCAAGAAUUCCACAGAGCCGAAGAAGGAGGAGAAGGUCCUUCCCGUCAGAUCAGUUGCCGAGGAAGCUGCGCAGAAGGCUAAAGACCUUCGCUUGAAAGCUCUACGGGAAAAGGUCCAUGGUAAGGAUGGCAAUAAAACCAAGAAGGAUGAAAAGCCCAAGCCGGAAGAGACUGCUGUCAAGGAAAUGAACGCUGUCAAAGAAGAGACAGCCGCGAAGGACGAACCGGCUGCGGAAGAUGAAUCAGUUGUGAAGGAUGAAUCACCUGUGAAGGAUAAAUCAGAUGUGGAAGAUGAGUCAGAUGUGGAGGACGAACCAGCUGCAAAGGACGAAUCAGUUGCAAAGGACGAACCAGUUGCAAAGGACGAACCAGCUGUAAAGGACGAACCAGCUGUAAAGGAUGAGGCGCCGAAGGACGACACACCCAGGCAGGAUGAGAAAGCUGUAAAGAAUGAGUCGGCUAAAAAGGAAGAGAAGGCGAAGAAGGAUGAGAAGAAGACUACGAAAGAAAGGGCCAAGUCUGAUGACAAAACAAAGAAGGAUGUUAAGAUCAAGAGAGAUGACAAAACUAAGAAGGUUGAAAAGUCAAAGGCGGUCGACAAAUCCAAAAAGGUCGAAAAGCCUAAGAAAGACGAUAAAGCCAAGAAAGACAAGGAGGCCAAGGAUAAGGAGCCCAAGGACAAGAAAGCCAAGAAGGACGAGAAGCCUAGAAAGGAUGACAAGUCGAAGAAGGAAAAGUCAACCACAAAGGAGGCGCCAAAGACCAGCAAAGGCUCCAAAAAGACUCCGACAACUCCAACCAAGAAGACUUCAGCGAGCAGCGGUAAAAAGAUUGAUAGCAUCCAAUCCCCAACUUCUGGAUCAUGGGCUGAGUCUGAUGCGGCGCGGAACGCUAUCCAGAGCCCUACGAGCGGUACUUGGAAGGAGGGCCACUCCGGUCCGGCCUCCCUGGCGCAGGCUAGUAUUGCAGAUGUGAGCGCGGAAGAUGCCAAGGCUGCUGGGGCCAAGACGGCAACAAAGGAAGAGCCUGAGUUGGAAAAGAAAGCUGGUGAGAAGUUGGACGAUGAGUCUGAUUCUGACUCGGACACAGAUUCAGAAGACGAGUCAGAGAAGGAGAGUGAAGAUGAGAAAGACGAGGAGGAAAGUGACGAGGACAGCGACGACGACGAUGAUAGUGACGAGGAGGAAGAGGAGCCUAAGAAGCCUGCGACAGCCAAGGCCACCGUCAAGCAAGAAAAGCCUACGGAAGAAACAAAUAAAUAA